Rodentolepis nana is the source of this 261-nucleotide messenger RNA. The record is from the annotation of a GenBank genome assembly. NCBI's taxonomy places the organism in Eukaryota, Metazoa, Platyhelminthes, Cestoda, Cyclophyllidea, Hymenolepididae.
AUGCGAAGAGUGCAUAGUAGGUGGACUGAGAGGAUAUCAUCUAACGGACCUGUGCAGUGCCAAAUUUGUUGGCUAGUCGGGCAAUUUCUGCGGCCGGAUCACCGCUGGAUGAGAUUUGUGAGACAUUCCAUGAAUCAUUCAACUUACGACGGGAUGCCGGUUUCAAUCCAUUCGAAUUGCCCUCACGCAUGGCUUUCAUUCGUUCUUGAAGUUCUCUGUUCAUUGUUUCCAUAUGCGGUGGGGGUCUGUGGCCUAAAAUAA